AUGGCUCGAAAUGCUGAGAAAGCAAUGACAACUUUAGCUCGAUGGAGGGCAGCCCAAGUUAGUGGUACAGGAAAAGAAAGGGAGAGGAGACCAUAUCUUGCAUCCGAAUGUCAUGAUUUACCUAAAGCUGAGAAGUGGAGAAUGCAGAUUAUUCGAGAAAUAGCCAAGAAAGUGGCUCAGAUUCAGAAUGCUGGACUUGGUGAAUCUAUGAUCCGUGAUUUGAAUGAUCAGAUAAACAAACUUCUCCGUGAAAAGGGUCAUUGGGAGAGACAGAUACGAGAACUUGGAGGCCCCGAUUAUGCUAAAGUGGGACCUCGUAUGUUGGAUCACGAGGGCAAGGAAGUUCCUGGGAAUCGUGGUUACAAAUACUUUGGAGCAGCCAAAGAUUUUCCAGGUGUUAGAGAGCUCUUUGAGCAGGAACCACCACCACCUCCUAGAAAGACACGUGCCGAGCUCAUGAAAGAUAUUGAUGCUGAUUACCAUGGUUAUCGAGUGGACGAUGAUGGCAUUCUGACACCACUUGAGCAAAAUGAAGAGAGACAAGCAAUAUGGAAUGCAGUGGCUGAUUGGAAAUUAAAGAAGGAGAUGUCCAUUCAUGGAAAAGCUGAAUGCUCGGGUCAGCCACAGGAAGAGGAGGAGGAGAAUAUUUAUGCUGUGGCACCAGAACCAGAUUCUGAUGAAGAUGAAAAGCAGACAUCAGAAGAAUUACUGCAGCCGAAGUUCAUAGCACAUGUUCCAGUCCCAUCACAGCGGGAAGUAGAAGAGGCACUACUGAGGCGUAAGAAACGGGAACUUAUAGAGAAAUAUGCUAGCGACAGCUUAAUCAAUCAGUUAGAAGAAGUUAAAUACUUGCUAGGAGUUCAUACACGAAAACAGUUACUGAUAAACUGA
Molecule: messenger RNA, 891 nt
Organism: Cryptotermes secundus
Lineage: Eukaryota; Metazoa; Arthropoda; Insecta; Blattodea; Kalotermitidae
Product: pre-mRNA-splicing factor ISY1 homolog
Exons: 1
Coding region: 1-891 (296 amino acids)
Biological process (GO): mRNA 3'-splice site recognition; generation of catalytic spliceosome for second transesterification step
Cellular component (GO): Prp19 complex; catalytic step 2 spliceosome; post-mRNA release spliceosomal complex
Source: RefSeq, a predicted model, not a curated record